Cylindrotheca closterium is the source of this 495-nucleotide messenger RNA. NCBI's taxonomy places the organism in Eukaryota, Bacillariophyta, Bacillariophyceae, Bacillariales, Bacillariaceae. The record is from the annotation of a GenBank genome assembly.
AUGGAAUAUGGUAAUUGUCCAUACGCGGCAACCAACAGCAAGCCGGGCGAGAAGAAACUACGCACACACCUACAAGUCGGCUUUGCUUCGGAGGCCUCUAUUGAGGCCGUCCAAGACUACCUUCACACUGGACUCCGUCGAUUGGGUAGAGGCGCUGGGUGCUACACUUCUCCUUUGCAGUAUGGCAAAAUUGUGAAGUUUGGAUCAUGCUCUUUCAUUCCUGCAGAAGUUAACUUCUCAGCUUAUGCAAGGGAGCUGAUGAGACUCUUUGAUUUCGAAGUCCCUCGUGGUAUAAAGAUGGAUUGGGUUUUGAUUCCAUACACGGGAAGAACAAAGUACAACAAACGGUCUCCUGGAGUGACCAGUCCACAUUGUUGUUUCACUCAGAAGAUUCAUGCAAAGAGAGUUGAUCGUACUUUGAGGACGAUUCUCCAUCCAGCAACUGCAAAACCUGACUUUCCAUUUGCCGCACCGGGCACCUACAUCAGUGAUUGA